Molecule: messenger RNA, 2235 nt
Organism: Paramecium pentaurelia
Lineage: Eukaryota; Ciliophora; Oligohymenophorea; Peniculida; Parameciidae
Source: the annotation of a GenBank genome assembly
AUGUUAAAAUAAGAAGCAAUUAAAAAAGAAUGCAUAUAAAAUGACCAUAAAGGCUUUUAAAUAGUUGCUGUUGAUCUUUCAGAUGAAUUAAAUAAAGAAAAUGUUCAAAAUUAAUAUUAUUGUGUAAAAUGUCUUUUAGAAAAGAUUGGAAAUAAACAGAUUAUUCUUUAUGAAGAAGCUAUAAAGAAGGUUGAAAUUGCUAACUAAUAAUAAAAAUAUUCAGAAAAAAUGGAGAGAGUUAAAAAAGUCUCAGCUGCAAUCAAAUCAAUAGAAGAAUCUGUUUUGAGUUAGUUUGAAGAAUUAAAGAAAUAUUUAGAUACACUAAUAAAUAAUUAAUAGAAAAAACUGGAAUAUAAUCUACAAUUAACAAUGACAAAUGAGGAUUCUUAACUAUAGUAAAACUUUUAUCAAGAAGAUAACUUUUCUCUAAUAGUAGAUUAUACAGAAAUUACAGGAUCUCUAAUUUAAAUUAGAAAAUUACUUAAAUAAUUAGACAAUUUUGAAAAAUUAUAGGAUGUAGACAAAGUAAUGUAGAAUAAAGAAUAGACAUGCUCAAAUAAUUUAGAGAUUGAUGAAAAAUAAAAAGUAAAUAAAUUUUUUAUUUUUAGAAAACUCCUGCUUUAAAUUUAAUAUGUUCAACUCAUAAAAUGGAAAUAGUUAUGUUAAACUUAAAUCAAGAUUAAUUUGAGUAAGAAAAUCCUUUUAUAUGUAUUGAAUGUGCAUAAGAUCUUUUAACAAAAGGUAAUAAGGCUAUUUUUAAUACAAUAUCAUUAAUGAAGGCAGAAGAAAAAUGGAAUGAGUACAUUAAAGAGUAAAUGGAAAAAAGAUAAUCAAGAUAAUCAAGACUUAAUCAAGCUAUUGCAUUUAUUAAAAAAUUAUAGGAGAAAUAAUAUUCAGAAUUGAAUAAAAUGAUAUAAUCUCUUAAUGAACAAUUAAAAAAAUAACCUAAAGAAUAUGAAGAACUUAUGAAAUUAAAAAAUACUCAUCUAAAAAAUUAAGAUAAAUAGAAUCUUCUUGAAAUUGUUAAAAUUCUUGGUUAAUAAAAAAAUAUUGAAUCUAUUUCAAAUUAAGAAGACUUAGAGUUAUAUUAAAGUCAAAAGAGAGUAUUAGAAGAACUAAUUAAAGAAAAUUUAGUUAUAGAAAAUGAAUUAUAAUGGCUUUAGAAUUUUGAUAAAUGUAUAUUAUUAAUUAAAAUUAGUACCCAAAAGAUCAAAUGAUUCUGAAAAUGAAAAGGAAGUAGUAGAAUUUCUUAAAAAAUCAACUAUUCAAGAUUUAUAUUUAUCCUUCUUUGAAAUGUCUUUUAAUUCUUUAAGUUAAUUUAAAAAAGAAGAAAAUGAUUUAUAAUUAUAAGGAAAACUUUUAAAAAUACAAUCAUCAGAUUAGGAAAAUCAAAAUGAAGCACUUUAAAAUUAACGAAAAUGGUAUUAAUAAUUCUAGUAGAGCUAAGCUAAAUUAGAAAUUUUUUAAAAGGUUGAUGAAUUAUAAAGAUCCUAAUUAAAAUUAGAAAAAUUAACUUAAGAAGAAGAUUACUAUAAAACACAGAUAAAAGAGUUAGAAUAAGUUACAGAAGAUUAGAAAAAAGAAUUAGAAAAAGCUUAAAUUAAAUUUAAAGAUAUUAAUUAAGUUUAUGAAUAAAUAACAGAAAUUAAAUAAAUUUAUAAAAUAGGAAAUGAUUCAUUUGAAAAAGGAGAUACAGAAUUAUUAUCAUAAAACUAUGCCUAAAAACUUUAUAGAUAUAUAGAACAAUAAAGUAACAAAAAAAUUAAGAAUAAAUAUUUAAUAUUUUCUUCAAAAAAGUCUGGAUUAAAUUCAAAUACAUUUUUCAAUAGUAUAAUUAAAAAGUCUAAUUUGUUGAUGAUAUUUAAAUCAUAAACUUAAUAUAUUUUUGGUGGAUAUUCACCUUGUUAAUGGCUUAAAUGUAAUGGAUUAUACCAUCCUGACGAAACAUCAACAUCAUUUCUAUUUUCUUAAACUUUAGGGGAAUUUUAUCCUCUUAAUUCAACUAACAAAAAUUAUGCAAUAUUUAUGAAUGAAUAAGAAAUUGGAUUUGGAUAUUAAGAUAUGAAAAUAAAUUAUCAGUAGCAAUUUUAGAAAGGAUCAUCAAAUUUAGGAUAUACAUAUACAAUUCCUGCAAACUCAACUAAUAUUUAUAGCCCAGUUAAAACAAAUUUAUUGUUUGGAUAAGCAGAACCAAGUAUCAAAGAUAUUGAAAUUAUCAUGUUAACAUUUGUUUGA